Molecule: messenger RNA, 876 nt
Organism: Pseudozyma hubeiensis SY62
Lineage: Eukaryota; Fungi; Basidiomycota; Ustilaginomycetes; Ustilaginales; Ustilaginaceae
Exons: 1
Coding region: 1-876 (291 amino acids)
Source: RefSeq, a predicted model, not a curated record
AUGUGGGCGCUAUUCUCGCUCCUCCUCCUCGUCUGGACCCGGGCGGCUCUCGCUGCGGUCGACUUUACCGCCUCAGGCUAUGCCUCCUUGACGCACUACGAUUUGCCGCUCGACUACGUAGCUUCCUGCGGCUGCGUUGGACGCUCCACCUUCUAUCCCACAGCUGCUCUCAAUCGCUAUGCUUACGGCUCCAACACCUCGUUCGGCCCUGCCUGUGGAACAUGCUUUGAGGUGCGACUCGUUUCAACGCCGCUGGCUGCCCCUCCACCUCCACCAGACUCGAACGGCCCGUACGGCGACGGCAUUUACUUCAACGCCUCGCAGGUCAGCUCCGGCUCAACACCUAGUUUGGUGGUCAAGGUCAUCGAUCUAUGCCCCGGUGCAGGUGGUCCUUGGUGCAACUCCACGCGCUUGGACAACGGAACAGUGGCAGGCAACAGACUCGGUUUCGACGUUCACUUUGAUCUCGCUUGGCCAUCGAAGGGCAUAUCCAAAAACUUCUUCCCGGGCGAUCACGAUUACGGCGUCUGGAACGUCAGCUAUGCUGCUGUCUCGUGUCAGAAAUGGGCCGGGUGGAACGACAGAGCCGCUCUGGGAUCGGAUUGGGCUCAAGAGUCAUCGGCUUGCUGUCCGAACAAUCCUCCACCCAGCGGUGCAGAUGCAAGCUGUCCGGCAUACUACGAUACCUUGGGUGCCAAUGGCGCUGUACCUCCAAACACGAGCAACGUCCUGUCCAAGGGCUUACGCUCGUCUAACGCUGCUGCUGCCACCUUGUCGCUUCGACGAGAUGCCGCUGCAGACAUCGCGGUGUUGCUCCUUUCCGUGCUAAUCACCGUGAUCGCAUUGUCGCUCGCAACUGGUCCCCUGCUUUCUUAG